UCUCUCCAUUCAUUUUAAUCCUUCCAUUUACUUUCCCUUUGCCCCCGUGACCCCUCCUCUCUGUUGUUAGAAGCUGACUUGCAGGAAAUCUGCUGCUGCGCUCAGGAAGGCACAACCCAGGAUGAGCCCAGCCUGCACAGAGCAGGAAGAACAAUCAGCAGAAGACGGGGCCGUGCAGCCUCAGACCUCCAGGACAGGACAUGGAUGAAGAGGCCACCUGCUCCAUCUGCCUGGACCACCUGCAGGAGCCGGUGACCAUAGGGUGUGGGCACAACUUCUGCCGAGCCUGCAUCACCCGAUACUGUGAGGACACUGUCCGUGGCUCAGGCGACGCCGUCCCCUGUCCCAGCUGCAGAGCAGAGUUCCAGAUCGGGAGCUUCCGGCUCAACACUCAGCUCAGAAACCUGGUGAAGAAGAUUAAGGAGCAGAGUCUGAAACCAGGAAAGGAGCAGAUGGAGAAUCAGUGUGUGGAGCAUGAGGAGAUACUCAAGCUCUUCUGUGAGGAGGAUGGGGAAGCCAUCUGUGUGAUCUGCAGGGAGUCCCAGGCUCACCGGGGUCACACAGUGCUCCCCAUCCAGGAGGCUGCCAGCAAUUACCAGGUAGGUGACACCACUGACCUGAGAGAGCCCAUUGCACAGACACACACUUACCUCGACAGAGAGGGAAUCAAGUCUGAGUGUGAGAAGCUGCGUCGCUUUGUGAGCGAGGAGGAGCAGCGGCUUCUGCAGAGACUGGAGGAGGAGGAGAGGGAGACUCUGCGGAGCCUGGAGGCGAACGUAGCCCAACUCUCCCGGCAAAGCUCCUCUCUGUGCACACUGAUCUCGGAGAUAAAGGAAAAGAGCCGGCAGACACCUGCUGAGCUGCUGAAGGAUGUGAGAAGGACCUUGGACAGGAGCAAGGAUGUGAAGCUUCAGGAAGCAAAAGCUGUUUCCACAGAACUGAAGACCCCGUGCAGCAUCCCAGGGAUGAUGGAAAUGCUGAGGAAAUUCAGAGGGGACGUGACUCUGGACCCAGGGACGGCAAAUCUCAACCUCAUCCUGUCUAAGGAUCGGAAAUGUGUGAGACUUGGAGACAAGCAACAGGCUCUACCUGACACCCUGGAGAGAUUUGAUACUUGUCCCUGUGUCCUGGGCUCAGAGGGGAUCACGGGCGGGAGGCGCUACUGGGAGGUGGAGGUGGGAGACAAGACGGACUGGGCCCUGGGCGUGUGCAGGGAGUCUGUGCGCAGGAGGGGGGAGGUCACAAUGACACCUGGCCAUGGAUACUGGGUUGUGUGGCUGCGGGACGGGGGUUACAAGGCUUGCACCUACUCCCUGACCCCCCUACCAGUGCACUUGCAGCCCAGGCGGGUGGGGGUUUUCCUGGACUACGAGGGGGGCGAGGUCUCAUUUUACAACGUGACCGACAGGUCCCAUCUCUUCACUUUCACUGACACCUUCUCUGGGAUCCUGUGCCCAUAUUUCUAUCCUGGUCUUAAUCGUGGGGGCAGCAACGCGGCUCCCCUGACCCUGUGCCCGGUCCCAGCCCAGCCCUGAGGGAAUCCCUGUCCCUGCCAUGACCCGUGGGGGGCACAGACUGUCCCCUCCCCGCGCCCCGACUGCCACCCCUCGGUGCCCCCGGGGUGGGGGCAGGGCUGGGGUCUCCAUCACAGGAGCUGCUCCAGCCUGGACCCU
This is a messenger RNA of Alligator mississippiensis (American alligator), 1673 nucleotides long. RefSeq names its product E3 ubiquitin-protein ligase TRIM39-like. The transcript has 5 exons. NCBI's taxonomy places the organism in Eukaryota, Metazoa, Chordata, Crocodylia, Alligatoridae. Gene Ontology annotation, molecular function: protein binding; zinc ion binding. The record is from RefSeq and is a predicted model, not a curated record. The coding region runs from base 201 to 1535 and encodes 444 amino acids.